This is a messenger RNA of Hemiscyllium ocellatum (epaulette shark), 5507 nucleotides long. RefSeq names its product post-glycosylphosphatidylinositol attachment to proteins 6 (gene pgap6). The coding region runs from base 211 to 2505 and encodes 764 amino acids. Gene Ontology annotation, cellular component: plasma membrane. Lineage: Eukaryota; Metazoa; Chordata; Chondrichthyes; Orectolobiformes; Hemiscylliidae. The transcript is spliced from 13 exons. The record is from RefSeq and is a predicted model, not a curated record.
GACAUCACACGAGCCCCCGCCUCUGUGCGGUGACGUCAUGUAUCGUCGACGUCACGUUGACCCCCACCCCGCUGUGACGCGAGGUGGCCUGUGACGUCAGAGGGCACCGUCGCGUCCGCCGGGAAGAUGGUCGAACUGAGCCGGUGUCCGAGCGGAAGGUGUAAGGUGUAAGGUGUGGUGAGACCACGGAGCCGCUCCGGUCCGACAGCAAUGGUGCUACUCAUGCCGCCGUGUCUGGUCUGCCUCUUGACUCUCCUUCUGCUGCAGUGUGGGUUGGCUCGCGCUGCUGGUCCAACUUACAUAUCUGAAUAUUACUCUCAAACUCCUCAAAAACUUUCCUUGUACAGCUGGUAUGGAAAUGCACGUCUGUUUGUCUUCCAAGUGCCAGAAAAUACAGUGCUCUUGAAGUGGAUUUUGCAAGCCUCGAAAGGAAAAGGGCCAGAGUGCCAAAAUACUAACAUUACUGUCCAUUUUCGGGCAGGCGCCCCACCAGUAAUCAAUCCAUUACAAACCAAGUUUGGAAUAGACACGGUUGUUCUUCCUUCAUUCAACCUCACUAUCCCAUUGACAUCUGCAGUGCAGAGUAGUACGACUUUAAAUAUUUCUAAUCCUGUUUCAGGUGAUUGGUUUGUAGCUGCACAUCUACCAAAAGAUGAUGGUAAAAUUGAAGUGAAGGGCUUCUUGACUAAAUGUUCCUACAUAUUUCAACCUCAGAUGCUUGUUCAACGAUUGAUUAAUGUGCCUGUUCUUGAACCAAGCACUUCACUUACACUGAUGCUUUCUUCUGUUGAUCAGGUUUCACACUUGAAAAUUUUUAUUCCUGAGCACACUGUGGAACUGACCAUUCAUCUUAAAAACUGUGCUGUCGACACACGACCAGUGGAGUCUUGUCCUGUCUUCAUGUUAAUAGGAUCAAAUGCAUUACCUAACUCACACUUGAAGAUUGUAAAUUGCAGUGAAAGUUUAGUUUGCAGAGAAACACUGGAUUCUCCACCAUGGAUGAAAUGGAUGCAACUCACUGUUGAAAGUAGCAACCCUAACUGGACCAUCACCUUUGAGAUUGAAGCUUAUUUAACAGUAUGUGAACCUGUCAAUGCUGGAUCCUUUCUUACUUCGUUUAAUAACUUCACUCUAUCAAGCAAUGGUACAGUCAUCAAAAGUCCAGAUAUGUUGGGAGUAUACGUAAAACCAAAUAACACUGAACUAAAUAGCGGUGGCAUGUCAUGUUUUCGUAAUCAACCAGUUCUUCGAGAAGAUGUGGAUGUUGUCUCUGUGAGAUUUUUUGUUUUGAAUGGACCAGAUACUCCUGUGACCUCUGAAUAUCCAAUAAUUCUUCUGCUGAACUUGAAUACAGGAAGGGACAAUGGUGGAACCAUCAUGUUGAAUUUGCAAUUGAACAAGACUUCAUUAUCCAAUGAAAAUGCAACCGUGUUUGCCUGUUUAAGUGCUGGGUCUCCUGUGAUGUCCCUAGAUGUCAAUUCCCUAAGCUGCGGAGAAGCUUUAUCUUGGGGAUACAUGCUUAAAAUGAAUUCUUCAGUAUUAUCAAGAUCCCUUCAAGUUCCUUACCCAGAAACUGAUCAUUGGUAUCUCACUUUGCAAAUCCUUUGCUCCAGUCAUAAAAGCAAUCAAACUUGUGGCAAGGUUUCUGCUUUGGUAACUGUAUCAGCUAUUUUGAAUCCCUGUGUUGGGGAUUGUGGUGUAUAUGGAGAGUGCAGACUUCUUCAAACUCAUGGAUAUCUUUAUGCUGCAUGUGUUUGCAAAGCCGGUUGGAAUGGAUGGAGCUGUACAGAUGAUACCAAUGCUCAGUCAUAUAGCCGGCAAUUGCUGGCAACCCUCUUGUUAAGUUUGAGUAAUCUCAUGUUCAUCCCACCGAUUGUGGUUGCUGUACAUCGCUAUUAUUUUGUAGAAGCUUCCGUGUAUUUCUUCACCAUGUUUUUUUCAACGUUUUAUCAUGCAUGUGAUCAACCUGGAAUUGCUGUCAUGUGCAUUAUGGAAUAUGACACACUGCAAUACUGUGAUUUCCUUGGUUCGGUUGUAUCUGUGUGGGUUACAAUUCUGUGUAUGGCGAGGUUAAGAUCCCUCCCUAAAUAUGUACUUUUUAUUCUUGGUUCCUUAUUGAUUGCCAUGUCAAUGCAACUGGACCGCCGUGGUCUUUGGAACUUAUUGGGCCCAUGCCUUGUUGCCCUGUGCAUCAUGAUAACUGCAUGGGUGUUUCGUGGCGUGAAGCGACGCCAUUGCUAUCCUCCAACAUGGAAACGCUGGGUGUUUUUCUUGUUACCAGGAAUAGGUGCAGCAUUAAUUGCUAUUGCUGUAUAUGGAUUUCUGGAAACAAAGGACAACUACUACUAUACACAUAGCAUUUGGCAUAUUCUCGUAGCAGGAAGUGUGGUGUUUUUGUUGCCACCAGGUAAAAAACACAUAAACCUCUGGAUUUGGAAGCAGAAAUUUACAUGUGGAUACCAGCUUUGCUCUGAUGUAAAAGAAGACUUGUACAUUGUUUGUUGAAUUAAGCUAGUUUAGAUAGACUAACCUAAUCUGAGUAAACAGAUUAUUUUUAUACAAAAUAUCUAAUAUGGGUGAGUGUCUUCUUGAGUUUCUGUAUUGCGCUUUAAAAUAAUUCUUUUUAGAAAAAGACCACAAAACACUGUAAAGUUAAGUGACAUCUACUUCAAACCUAUUAAGAUUUUAUCUGCUGAGAGAUCCUCCCCGAAUUUUAUAACUAAAGAAAUGGAUGUUGAACUUUUUUAAAAACAACUGAUGCAUUUAUUUUGUCUUUAAUUAAACUUGACCUUAAUUUUAGUUUCUGUUGCUCAGGCGAGAGUAAAUAGGUCCAACACUGAAGGGAGAUCACUCACUCAAAUGGUGAUUGGUGGCAAUCCAAAGCUUAUUUUUGUUUAACCAGAAUGGCACAAGAAAUUUUAUGAUAAACGUUUAAAGGACGUUGCAUUCAAAUUAUGACAAGUGAUUUGUUGUCCUAAUUAAUGGGCCAGCUAUUUGGACGUGAAUUUUGCUACACUACUCCACUUUUUUUUUUAAAAUGAAGCAUUGUUCCUGAAACUGGUUGAUCAAUUUAGGAACAAAAUGUCCUGAUAUAUCUUUGCAUGGAUUUAGUUUCUGAUGGCUGUCUGGCUAAAUUUUGUCCAAUAAGGCAUGGUUACAAAGAUGCCAAGAAUAUUCCAAGUGUGAUUGGUGAUGUGUUUUGAGUGGUCUGAGCUGGCAAUGGUUUGCUUCACUUGACCUCCAUGUUCUAUAUUCCUAUUGAGGAUUGAUUGAGCCAGACUUAAGUACCUCUGACAACCUAUGCUUUGGUUUGUAUAUGUAGUACACAAAGUUCCAGAAAUACUCAGGUUAGGCAGCAUUUGUAGGGAGAGAUAUGAUAUAACAUUUCAUGUUGAUGUCCUUUUACCUCACGCACUUUGAAAUCACAAUGUUCUCCUUUUGCAUAUAGUCAUUUGAUGGAGUUAUUAGGGAAUUUAAAAUGUUCAUGAAACUAAGCUGCCUAUAGUAUAUAAUAGUAGAAAAUUGCAAGCUUUGAAUGGAGAUGAGUGACUUCCAUUGCAAUUACGAGAUUUUGUUUUUAUAUUUAAUUGGAACAACUAGGAAAUUUGCAUGUAAAAGUAAGAAUAGUUUUUUUAAAAAUUGGAUUUUCUUGAAUACUGUUGCAAAUGUGAGGAAUUUUUCAGCAGAUGCUUUAGAUUUCGGCAAUAAUAGAUACUCACCUUGAUAGAAAUCACCUUGCAGCUGAUUUGUGUUUAAUCAAAUUCUAAUUAAGGAACUGCCACCACAUUGCAACUUCACCAAUAUUAGUGCUCAGCUGAAGUAUUGUUCGCAACUGAGUAUUAAGGACAAACAAGAUUGGUUGAUAGACUAUUAGAUAAAUUGGGGAAACUCAGUCCUAUUGUCUGAGUAGUUAAACGUGCAUGUUUACAUUUAAUGUCAUGCAGUAGCACUUACCAAAGGCUUGUCAUCAAGUUAUGCAAAUAACUUAAUGAUUUAACUCUUGGAAAAUGGGCUUGAAGGGCUAGAAUCCAAGAUGAUUGCUGGAAAUCUUUAUUUCCUCAAGUGUUUUCAGACCAUCUUAAGUGCAGGAUUCUCUUGAUUUUAGUCUUUGGUCUAUGGUCACUUUUCUGUAGCAUAAAAUCAAUAUUUAGCCAGUUUGGUCUCAUGGUAUAAUUGUUGCUGAAUGAAUGUAUUCCGUAAGAGAAUUGUUUUGCUUUGCACCAUUAUCUUGUGUUAACAAGUAAACAUAUACACCAUUUUGUCUUGGAAAAGGUGCUAAAUCCUUAUACUAUCUAGUAUAUUUUCAAAUGUUGAUUUGUAAAAACCUGACACAUUGUGGGGUAUAACUGGGUCUUCUCGAUAAACUUACCCACAUUUGAGUUGGAGGAAGGAUCAUAGAGGCAAGAUAGAUUUUCUGGUUUGAAAUACUUUUGUGCUAAAAUUGAACGUAGAAAAUCUAAGGAGGAUAAAAAUGUCCAGUUCUUCAAAACAAAACCAUCAUGCUUGUUCUAUGGAUACUGCAAUAAUACUUAUAUGCAUAGUUAAAGGAUAUCUGUUUCAGUUGCUGGUUUUGUCUGACACUUGGUGGACAAAAAUUAAAACCUUUCUUUGGUUUUAUUCUCCUGUUAACAUGGAAAAUGUCUUGAUUUCCAAAAAACAUGCAACUUUAAAAAAAAUGCAGGCAUUUGUCCUCAUGAGCCUAGUAAUUUUAUUGGAAACAUUCCUCCUGCCUGACAUAUUUUGUCUUUUAUCUAAAAUCCUUUUCAAUUAUUGGUGAGUAACAAUAUGCUAAAAUAAUUGAGUUCUUUACAAAUGUUCAUCUAUAAUAAGCCUAAAUUAAUUCCAUUGCCGGAGACAGAAUCCUCUUCACCAGCGUCUAUACUCUGUGAUCUAGUUCAUGAUUUCAUAUUAGGUCACCUUUGUUUCCUGAACUAUACUUCAUGUUUUUUAACCAUCAACUUCUAAAUAACAUAGUGCUUCAUAUUACUAAUUGUCUCUCAAAUUCACAGAAUGGAUUUUAAAAACAAAAGAUACUUGAAAUAUUGUACUUUACUGUGGUUUUGAUGUUAGUUGAAUUAUUACAGUAAUCAUAAUAGUUGGUCUACUUUUAAAACUGUGGACUAGAAUAUGCAACCAGUUGCAGAAGUUGCUACUUUCAGUUCAGCUAGGUGAAAAAAACCAGCUUUUUAAAAAAAUGUUCUAAAGGAACAAUGGAGAUUAUGUGGAGAUAUGUUAGAAUGAUAUAUUGUAUGUAUAUUAUGAUAAAGAUUCUAUGUAAAUUGUGGGUGGAAAAGGUUUCUUAUUAAGCUGUCUUAAUUUAUUCUGAUAUACAACACAUAUUUUGUUACAUAAAAAUAAAUCUAAUGCAUAUAACGCUGUGCACAGUUAGGUUGCCUUUAAUGGGGAUAUAUAUUUUGGAGUAAUUUAUUUUGGUUUAAAAUUGUGCAUGAACAUGAUUUAAUGGUGGAAGGUUUGUAUCAUGUAAUUUAUAAAAUGAAAUGCCAGCU